Molecule: messenger RNA, 1185 nt
Organism: Ostreobium quekettii
Lineage: Eukaryota; Viridiplantae; Chlorophyta; Ulvophyceae; Bryopsidales; Ostreobiaceae
Source: the annotation of a GenBank genome assembly
AUGGAGCUGCAGGGGCUGAAGAAGAGGAGGGAGAUGGUUUUGCAGGAGAGGGACAACAUCAUAAAGAAUCGCUCCCUUCUUGAACUCAAGCACAUGCGCAUGGAAAACAGCACAGAUCGUCGUUUGGCAGAGCUGGAGGGCCAAAUGAGAGCACUGAAGCAGGAGAGCAGUACUCUGAAGCCUUCAGCACAGCAGGGGGAUACUGAAGCAGCAAGGAAGCUGAUCAUUUCUCACAAUCAGUUGAAGGCCCUCGAGAAGUCCAGGAAAAGCCUGUUGGUCAGCAAGCCCCAAGACAGUGAAAUGGAGCUUUCUGCCCUGGACGAUCGUGUCGACAUACUCAGCGCCGAACUGGAGUACCUGAAUGAUGCCAUUGCAGAGCGACUGAGGAUGGUGUCCAGCGCCUCCCUGGCAGCAGAGGGCAUCCAGUGCUGCGUGGCAUGUCUGAGCUCCGAAGAGGCGCAUGGUGUGCUUGAGCACUGCCUCAUGCAGCUGGUGCAGGUGCUGCAGGAGCAGAAGCACAAAGCAGACAAGAUUGCCCGUUUGGAGGCUGCUGUGGUGGACAAGACCCACCAAGUGGACGUGGCAGAAAGCAACCUGAAGGUGAAGCACAAGGAGCUGGAGCGCCGGCUGCGAGAAGUUCAGAGGGAGCAUGCUGUCAAGGUGCAGGGCCUCCUGAGGCAGAUCAAGGUGCUAUCAAGGGAGCAGCCACUGCCCCUGCCUGGCCGUGUGGAUGGGAGUGCAUCUGGGAGAGGCAACGGAGGCGAGGCCAGCCCUGGGAUGUCAUCAUGCACAGAUGCUGAGCAGGAAGCAGCAUUCUACAAACAGCAGGCUGAGCAGCUCAGCAAAGACAAUUUCUACUACAAGCUGAGAAACAAGGAACUGAAGCAGAAGCUGAAGGGAAUGCAGGCCGAGGGAAGCAGCGGUGAUCAGGCGUCCACGCAGGCAGACGCCGCGGCAGGCAAGAGGCCCGACGCCAAGGUCAUGACUUCGGACCCGUCUUUCGACGUCGAGCUGGACCACUACAAAGCCCACCUGCGUAAAGUGGGGACCGUCGUGAGGCUGUCCAAAAGCCAGCUGCUGCCGCUGUCGAAUGGCCAGGUGGACAUGGUCAAGGCAUCUGCUCGACGGAGGCAUGCACGUUCGUCAACAAACGUCAGCAACAACCCGCAUUUGGCGCUGUGUUGA